AUUUCUUUUUGCUCAACCAAACAAACCGGUUUACAGUUCUUCACCAAACAGAAAUCAUGUCUGCUAUGGUAGCAUUGAAGGUGUCAGACAUUGUUUUUGGGACUGUUUCAACCUUAUUAGAUAGAUGUAUUCAAAUACUUGUUAUCAACUGGCAGAGUUAUGUGGACGAAAUGGUAGAGUUACCACCCAACCUUAAAGACAGGUUCAUCUAUCUCAUGUCAAAGCGAGGCCUUCUUAAUGAUGACAACUUGGGAAAGGUCCUACACAGCAAGGUGAGGACAUUAGAUCUGUCGGACUGUGACCUCUCCGAUCGUGGGCUCCAGGCAAUCUGUCAGUGCACUCAUCUACAGAAGAUUGAUCUCAACGCAAGCAAAGAGUCACGUACAAACAUUACUUCAGAUGGUAUUUGUCAACUAGGCCAAUCAUGCCAUCAUCUUCAGACAUUAUACCUGCGGAGAUGUUUAAAUAUCACAGAUGUUGCCAUAGAAACAGUGUCAAGGUCAUGUCCACAACUUCGCCUACUCAAUAUCGGAGGUUGUAACAACAUCACUGACAGAUCCCUGCAGGCUCUUGGGCAGAAUUGUAAAUUUCUAAAGAGUGUGAACCUCUCAAAUACUCAAAUUACAGAUGUUGGGGUGAUGCAGCUUGUCUCAGGACAGUGUGCCAAAACUCUUAUGGAAAUCCACAUUAAUGGUUGUCAAGGUGUGACAGAUGAAGCAGUGGAAGCUGUGAUGCAGUUUUGUCCUCAGAUCAACAUCCUAAUCUUCCAUGGAUGUCCCAACAUCACAGAACAGAGCAGACAGGCGCUGGAGGAUUUGACCUUGUCAAGGUCCUCUCCCAUGAAACAGGUCACAUGGACAAUAUACUGACCAAUAAGGGUCCGUGUGUAGUGAAGUGGGUUUACUUGCAGACAGGAUAAUGUAUAGUGAUAUUGAUUUACGCAAACUUACAAUGUUUUGAUGUGGUGUAAAACCAAGUUAAAGUGUAAAACUGAUGUUAUUAUUUGAUUAUAAACACUGUUAUGAUUUCCUUAUAUAUAUUGGUGAAUUAUGUUUUGAGUAGAUGAAUGCUUAACUUGAUCAUCACUCGAUCUGUAUGUAUAAAUGUGUACAUGAAAAUGUAGAAUUUUUAAUAAUUUACUUGAACAUUAUACAAUUAUUUACUGAAAACAGGUCCUUAAUGUAGGUUUCAGACAAGAAAACACGGGUGCAGCCAUUAUACCGGUAGUAUUAUAAUUUUUAUUACUUUAAUAAUACUUGUUCAAUAGUAUUUUAAAAUCCUAUAACACUGAUAUGAUGCAGGUCAUAGAUAAGUUAGCUGGAUUACCAGUAUUUUGAAAAUGACCUUGUGGAAGUACUGAUGUAGCAUUCAAACACCUAUUGUACAAAGCUCAUGAGUACCAGUGGCCCGAUGCUCAGGUUACAUUCAAUUUAUAAGGUAUCAAUCAUGAAUGCGUUACCCUAGUGCGAUAACUCAAUAACAGCAUAUACAAAUAAAAGCAUUGUGAGUUCUUGCAUUAAGGAGACCAAUGAAAAUCAUCAUGUGUAACCUAAUUAAAGCCAUUUAUGUUCUGAAGUUUUGUCUGUGAUAUUUUUAUUGCGUUCAUUUUGUUACAUGUUGUUGUGAUCUUUAUGUUAAUAAACUUUGA
Mya arenaria is the source of this 1648-nucleotide messenger RNA. RefSeq names its product protein AMN1 homolog. The record is from RefSeq and is a predicted model, not a curated record. Gene Ontology annotation, molecular function: protein binding. The transcript has 7 exons. Bases 57 to 869 code for a protein of 270 amino acids. Gene Ontology annotation, cellular component: SCF ubiquitin ligase complex. Gene Ontology annotation, biological process: SCF-dependent proteasomal ubiquitin-dependent protein catabolic process. NCBI's taxonomy places the organism in Eukaryota, Metazoa, Mollusca, Bivalvia, Myida, Myidae.